This is a messenger RNA of Zootoca vivipara (common lizard), 8240 nucleotides long. It is a transcript of the gene PRIMA1, whose product is annotated as proline rich membrane anchor 1. The record is from RefSeq and is a predicted model, not a curated record. Lineage: Eukaryota; Metazoa; Chordata; Lepidosauria; Squamata; Lacertidae.
GCCGCCGCUUCCAGGCUCUGCAGGGUUGAUGGACAGCUGAGGAUCCGCUACUCCGGCGGCGCGCUGGGCAAAAAACAAACAAAUCCCGAGAGACAGGGAGCCAAAGAAUCUGGACUAGGCUACUUGCAGCGGGAGAGGAGGGAAGCUUCGCGCGCCUUGGGAGCACUUCGACCCGCUUUUUGGGCGGCGCGGGGGAGAGAUUCGCAGCUUCAAGCGGGAGGGGCGGGGGGAAGGGAGGAGUUGACUCCCCCGCCCUCAAUUAGCAACCCUUGCUGGGACUUUUUUUUUUUUUUGCGUGGUGGUCCUUCUGGUCCUCUUUCUUUGAGGAAAGAGGAGCCGGGACUUGGAAGGCAAGGACACCCCCCCCCCCCAAUUUGGGAGCAAGGGCCCGCUCUGCAGAAGGAACCAACCGAUCCGUUUUGCGCUCCUUUACCACAACAAGCCCCGCUCCGGUUCUCUCCCCCUUGUGAUCCAGCUUCGAUCAUCCCUUCCUUCCCCGAUCACCCCCUCUCCGCCGCGCCCCGCCCUCCGUGCCUCUCCCCCCCCCCGCUGCUCUUCGGAUCCCGGGAUACAUGGGAGGCUCCGCUUCGCACUGCCACGCGUUGGGUCGCAGGGGAUCCCUCAUCCCUCCUCCGGAAAGGAGUUUCCCCGCUCCGGUUCCUCCGGCGAGCGGGCUCCCUGGGCGCUAGGAGGGAACUUCAGGCGCCUCGGCCGCGUUGGAGCAAGCCGCUUUCCUCGCAAACUUUUUUUUCCUGGGCAAAAGCACCCCGAGCCCUGCCCGCAUCAGCUCAACUCCAGCAUGUAAAAGGGAGCGCCAGCGACGGCCACUUUCUCUGCAGACGUGGCCCCUUCCGUCCCCAAGGGUAACACAGGUUGCUGCGAGGAGGAGACAUCCCCGCUUCCCCGCAGGAGUGAUGCUCAUCAGAGAAGUUUUGCUGCUCCUUCAGUGCUGCUGGUCUUCUCUGCUACUGCACUGGACCCUCCAUCCCAUCUGGGGCUUCAUUCAGAUCACUCAGGGUGAACCCCAGAAAUCAUGUGCCAAGCCAGUAGCAGAGAAAGUUACAGACAGCUGCCAACAGAUCUGCCAAUGUAGACCACCUCCGCUACCGCCACCGCCACCGCCUCCUCCGCCCCCCAGGUUGCUUGGGGUCCCAUCUCCUACCGUUCCAAGUUGCCCUACUCGAGAGACGUGGUGGCCAGGCCCAGUUAUAAUUAUUGCAGCAUGCUGUACCACACUAGUGUUCCUCUUUCUAGUUUUCAUCAUUUGCUACAAAGCCAUAAAAAGGAAACCGCUGAGAAAAGAAGAGAAUGGAACAAGUCGAGCUGAAUAUGCAAUGACCUCCUCCCAAAACAACAAGACAGUUGAUGCUAACAAUGCGGUGGUAUAAUUUCCGAGGCUCCUCUUGAGUAGUAAACAUUAAAAAGCACAUGCGGCGUCUGCAAGGUGGGUGGAAUGAGACAUCGAGAGAAGCCCUGUGGCCGAGGACUUCAUUUCAGAAAUUGCGCACGUAUCAGUUAUUCUGAGAAGAAAAGCAGACGAGACUCCUCUUUGUCUAGUGGAUUGUCACAAAGGGAGGGAUGAACUUGCCAGUCAGGGCUACUCUGAGAAAAGACCUCACAAAAAGGCACACUCACUGCAUGCCGCGUUAGAACAAAGCAACAUCAUUCCGCUUCUUUCCUUUCCUUCUUAUUUUUGAUUGACAGUUCAUUUUUUUAAAAAAAAUGCUUCAAUAGGAUCCUUUGAUGGCAAAGGUGAUCCGUCUGUGGCAGCAACCAAUGGUAAUUGGGUCUGAAAUCUCAAGCUUUCCUUGCAUGGCUUUGCACUUUUCUUUAACUUUUACCAGUCACGUCCAUCCCCAUUCUGAAUUGUUAUUGCAUCGUUAAGUGGCAGAGUUUCCCUUGACCCCAAGGCAACCUCCCGACAAAUUGCAUGAUGUCAUGAAAUAUACAACCACUUCUACAGCCUGGUGACUAUGCAAUUUCCACAGCUGGAGACUUUUCAGACCGAAAGUAGUCACAGUAGGAUCUCUAGCACUUAGCGUUGCUGAUAAAAGAGAAAAUGAUUAUUGGUAAUAACAUUCAAAGGUGCUUUGAAUAUUGUUUAACCCACAAUCAGUCUUAUUUUCCCCAUUUUGUUACCAUGUAGCAUUUUCUCCCUGGGUUUUAAGAAGUCCCAAAUUUUUGUGUUGCUCAGUUAACAGUUUUGCACAAUUUUGCACAUGUAUUUACACCACACAGAUCUGUAGGAAGGAUCUCUAGAAUGGCUUUAAAAGAAUCAGGUUUAAGCAUGGAGGGAGACUGGCUGCAAUGAAAACUGAAGUCCUCCUAGCCCUCCUUGCAAGCUCAGAUCUCUGGUUUCCUGGGGGACCUCUUCUGAAUAAAGGACUCUCUGCUUUAGGGAGAAAGCUGUGAACGCUCAGUCCUCUCUCUUGACAAGGGACUGCCAACUGUGCCAAAAUUAUAUGUGAUAGCUCAUGUGUUGUACCACUUUGUGAUCAGGACUGCAAAUGACUUAGAAGCUGAACCCGCCAAACCCAUUUUUGCGCAAUACCUUAUUAGGCUAAGUCACUUUAAUUUCUUUAAAGAAAGAGUUGGCGUUCAGACACUGGUAUCCUCCCAUACCUGGAUUAAGAUGGGGGAGGGGAAACAACCCACGAAAAGAAUUUCUGUCUUUCCUCUUGUACGCCUUCAUUUGCCCCUGUUCCGAGAGCUGCAUCAACAAAAAACAAAAUGUGCCGCGCUCUGGCUUCUUGUCUUGCUGUCAGGCUUCAGUGAUAUUCCGUCUUUGUGUCUUCAAGCAAUCCCAAACAAGCCGUCAUAGCCCUGUUUGUAUAGAAUCACUGCAUUUUAUCAGUACAGCCUAUUAGUGCUGAGAAGCUGGUGUUCUGGCCCAUUUCAUCCAAGGAUGGGCCCAGUCUACAAAACCUAUAGUGAGACUCCAAAGAGUUAAACCUUCAUUCAGAGCCCUAUAUCUGUACCAACAUUUGCCCUGUGAAUUCCUGUGAGAUCAGGCUGCCAUUUGUACCAACAAAGGAGGUAUGUGGGAAUUCCUAUUAGCAGAUGGUGGGGUACAGGGAUGCCAACUUGAAUAAAAUGUUGGGGGUGCCAGGUAGGCCCCACCUCACAUAAUCAAUGGCAAGAUGCAGUACACACACCAUUUAAAUGGCAAUCACAUUUGGGGGGGCUGUUCUCUCAAAUAUUUCAGUGGGGGGCCAAAGGGACCUCAGACCCUAGGAGUUGGCUCCUUUGGUGCACUCGGUGAUCACCACCACCAUAUUCAUCUCUGGCAAGGUCACUGGAUCAUGGUGUCAAGUUAAUUGUCAACUAGGUCAUACUCACAGCCAACCAGAAAUGCAUCUGCUCUGAGUAUGACUAACAUGAAACAUCUGUGAUAUUUGGAGACAUGAGGGUUUGGUUAACCAUUAUUUUCUUUUCGGAGGAAAAACACGGUUUUAGUAACAGAAGAGAUGGUGCUAGGCCCCAGCAUCUCUCUAUGUGGACUGUCUCUCACGUAAUGAUCUGCAUCUCAACACCUUUCUUAAAAGAUAAAAGGUGAUGGCAAGAGAGAGAGAGAGAGGACACAGGGUAACUCAACCCCAUCGUUAUUUCUUCUUAUUAAUAAUAAUAAUCGAUUUCUUACCUGACCUUCACCAUAAGAAGCCAGGGCAGAUUAUAGCCAUUUUUAAAAAUUAUAUAUUAAAAAUCAGUUUACAAGAAAUUACAAUAACAGGAAAAAAAUGUGGGUCCUGGAAAUAUAUCCCUCAGGUGUCAAAGGCCAGGGGAAGGAAACGAGUCUUCAGCAUUUGACAAAAACUCUGCAAUGAAGGUGCACCUCUGUGGGGAGGGAAUUCCACAAUCUCAGAGCUGCCACAGAGAAUGCUGUUUUCCCCCACCUCAAACUUCUGAGAGUGAUGGAACUACCAAGAGGCCCUGCCCCACUGAUUUCAGCACCCAAGAGGUCGGUAGGGAAGGAGGCCAUCUUUCAGAUGUUUGAGACCUAAGUCAUUUUGGCCUUAACAUUUGAAUCUUUGAGCUCAGAAUGGUACCACAUGGAGUUCCUCUAUAGAAAAGUACCUUCUGACUGGGCCCUUAGACCAUGAAAUAUUUGGAAUUUGUGUUUUUACGAAAUCCCUUUCAUUUUACUAAACCAUAAUAGUGUUUGUGUGUAAAUAUAUAUGGGAAAACAAGGGGGACAGCUGCUAUUUAACCUUACAAAAGAAUUCAGUGGAAAUUCGUUCACUUCCCUGACCUUUCUUCCCUGUCUGAGAAUAUAACUAGAGAGGUGGUUGUGUUUUUUGUUUUUGUUUUUACCCUUUAAAUUUAUCCUUUUAAAUGUCAAGACUUGCUGAAGGUAGAAUGAAAAAAGGAAGAGUCAUUCACUCCACACUCCUUCCAGUUAGUUUGGUGCACCUGCCCAGCUGGAAGGAAACAGCUUCUGUGUUCUUGGAGCAUGGAGUUACUCAAAAACAGUUGCCAUUUUUGGAUCUAGGGUUGUUUUGAUCCACAUAUUUUCAAUGGAAUCCACCGUCCCUUAAUAUUUAUAAUUGCACUUUCCCCCUUAAUGCUGCAACGAUUGUUAUCUGGGUCGGUUUGCUUUUUCUACACUGGCAAGCUAUUUUCAGUGUAGUUGACCUAUUGUGUCACAGGUAUGACAUGGUGCAAGAAUAACAGACAGACAGACAGACAGACAGACAGCUGGAUUUUGAAAUACGUUUAUUUUAAUAUAAUAAAAUAAUCGAUGUGAUAUGCUUUAUAUCAGGCAUCCCCAAACUCGGCCUUCCAGCUGUUUUGAGACUACAGCUCGCAUCAUCCCUAGCUAACAGGACCAGUGGUCAGGGAUGAUGGGAGUUGUAGUCCCAAAACAGCUGGAGGGCCGAGUUUGAGGGUGUCUGCUUUGUAUGUACACAUGCUGUACACAUAACCACUAACAGUCAGUGUAAACCAGGAUUUCCCAAACUUGGAUCUCCAGCUGUUUUUGGACUACAAUUCCCAUCAUCCCUGACCACUGGUCCUGCUAGCUAGGGAUGGUGGGAGUUGUAGUCCAAUAACAGCUGGAGACCCAAGUUUAGGUGUAGCUAGAUGGAACAUUGGUCUGACUCGGUAUAAGGCAGCUUCCGAUGGGCAAUAUCUACUGCCAUUCCUACUCAGAGUAAGCCCAUUGAAGUUCAUGGAAAUGCUGACAGCUUUGUUAAUUUCAAUGGAUAUAUUCAGAGUAAAACUCAACCUUAUAUUCCUAACUAGGGUUAGCAGGUCCCAAACUUGCCCAGGGCUGUCUAUGCCAGCAUUCCCCAAGCUGGUGCUCUUCAGAUUUUGGACUCCAAUGCCCACCAGCCCCAGACAGCAUGGCUGGUGGUCUGGUGACCUCCAACAACAUCUGGAGGGGGUACCCAGAUCCUUUUAACUGGCUAUGCCAAGUAUUGAACCAAGGACCCUCUGCAUGAAAAACACAUGCUCUACUGUGAGCUGUGACAACCACCAACAAAUUUAUCAGCAGUAAGGUUGGCUGUGGCUUCAAUGGUAAUUGGACAUAAGCUAACAUCUAAGGAGCAAAGGACACAAGUUGCUAUAAUCCUGUGGUUUGCCCAUGAGGGCACAUUUUUCCUUUCAGCAUGGGGCCUGGCUCUGGAUUGAGACCCUAGCAUGGAGGUAAGGCUUUAAAAGCAUUAGAAGAGCCUGCUGGAUCAGGCCAAGCGCCCAUCUAGCCAAGCAUCCUGUUCUCACAGUGGCCAACCAGAUUUCUGUGGGAAGCCUGCAAGCAGGAGCAGGGCCCAACAGCCCUCUCCACACUUGUGAUUCCCAGCAACUGCUGUUAAGAGCCAACAACAGAGAUAGGGGGGAAAGCCAUUGUGGCUUUUUAUUGCUUUUCCCCUGCUUUGCCCCUGACCUUGAUCACUUUCCCACCCACACAGCUGGUGGCGGGAGGGAUUUCUCAUCAAAUGCUCUGUGCUCAAGAGUAGACCUAUGAAAUCAAUGGGCAUGACUCACUUCCGUUAUUUCAGUGGGUCUAGCCUGAGAACAACUUCAUUCGAUCCAGAUCCAGAAUUGGGAGUAAAAUUUGAUGCAGAAGUGACCUAUUCAUCACUAGUCAAACAGAGCUGCCUAUUUAGGUUUAUUAAGGGACAAACUACACAUGGCAUUUAGUCAUGAUUGGCCCCCCAUUAUCUUUUGCUUAAAAAUAGACAGUAGGGGGAGGGGGCCUAAUCCAAUCUCCCUAGUAUGUGGUUAGGAGACUUCAUUCCUUUGCCCCAGCAGUGGUCCCAAUCCAGACCUGGAAGUGACCACAAGGGUCACCUCGUCCAACCAGGGCCAUCUUACCCAUAGGCGCUAGGGGUGUGGGGCACCCAGGCGCCGGGCUCUCAGGGGCAUCAGGCUGAGAGUCUGGGGCCUGAGAGUUGAGUCUGGGGAAGAGCCCACCAGUUGGUCAGAGUGCUGUGGCAGGCUCUUCUGCUGCGGGCAGCUCUGUGCCGCGGGUUCGGGGACGACUGAGCCAGCAAGAUGCUGAUGCGGGUGGCCGGCUCCGCCCUCCUCUGUGCCUGGGACUGGGCAGCCUGGGGGGGCACUGGGCGGAUUUUUGCACCCUGGUGCCACAUAUGCUUAAGACAGCCCUGGGUCCAACCCCCUGCAAUGCAGAAAUAUUUUGCUCAACGUGGGGCUUGAACCCACGACCCUAAGAUUAAGAGUCUCUCCUAAUCUCCAACUGAGCUAAAAAUCAGAACAUAAAGAUAUAAAUGAGGUAGAGCACUAAUACUGUACCACUGGAGUGGCCAGAUGGAGGGACUUGUGUCUAUAUGACACACCCAAAAAACUUGUAACUGGGAGCAGGGAGGAGCUAGCAUGCCAGAUACCUCUUUGCGUCCCCUACAUUUUGUAUGCGGAGAAAUUCUAUUUUAUUUUUUACAAUGGGGAGUAAAACCAUGUACGUGCUUAGAGGAUGGUACCAUAUGAUUCUUUUGCGCAUAUGGCUCGGUCCUCAAUCUUCAGAGCUGAAGGGCAAGUUAAGCAAUGCUUUCAGGAGCUGACUCCUAGAGCUUUGGAAUACAACCAGGGUUUUGUUCAAAACUCUACCAAUUGCUUGCAAAAAACAAAAACAAAAAAACCUUUCCAUUACGUACCAGUGAAAUGUACAAGUCUUGACAGAUAAAAGCUUCUUUACAAUGGGGACCCAUUACACUGAAAAGAUAGCAAUUUACAGGGAUUUAAAGUUUAUUUUUUAUUCUCUAAAAUUAGAUGCUGAAAUGCUCUACAUACCUAGGGGGCAUGUGGUGAGCAAGCUUUUCAGCUGGUUAUAUCCUAGCAUUGCCCUGCCUAAGACUAGCAGAUUGUGUGCCAUAAUUUGACCCAAAGAGCUAAGAUUUCCAUAUUUUGCAACUUUGUUCCAUAAUAAUAAUAAAAAAAGAUUUAUGGCAUAGAUACUGUAUACAGAGAGGGCGUGAUCCAGCAUCAUUCAAGCACUUCUGAAUCCCAUUUAUUUCAGUGGGCGAGUAGAAGAAAGCACGUAUUCUUAAUUUUAAAAAAUGAAUAAAAGAACCCCCUUGAAAUGGAGCUUAAAAGUGCUUAAAUUUGUCUGGAUGCUAGCCAUAUAUUAUAUAGGUAUGAACCUGAAUUUCCAUUGUCUUACACUUUGCAGUUUGGUUUAUACCAUGCAGGACUGAGUAUAAACCUCUCCCUGUACCCAUUUUGUACUCACUCUGCACAGGUAUUUAAAACAACUCAUAGUCCAAGACAAUGGAGAAUCGUGACUGUUAUAAAUAUAUUUUUAUAUAUUCUUCACAACCCCUCCCUUGCAUCUCUACAAACAAAUAUAUGAUUUUUAAACUGCAAAGAUAGUGUGUUAAAAACCAAUGCAUGAAUGUAAAUACUCUUAAGAUCUGCCUUCUUGACUGUGUACCAGGUGUACAGAUUAAAACAGCUACUACUGUUCAUAGGAAAUCUGUACCAGUGGUUAAAUGACUACGGAGUAUGGCCAUGAUUCAAAGAGUUCCUUCGCAGGGAGGAGCACAAGGCGGCUAAAGGUGGCUGCUUUAGGAAGGGGAGGCUCAGAAGCUUUGCAUGGAGCUCCUUGGAUCAUGGCCAAAAUCAAUUUCAAAAUUAAUGUUGUCAUGUUUCUAAGACAAGCCAUUAAUGUAUAUUUAGCAUUUAAGGAUAUUGCUCAGUACAUAUGUUCUGUACCAAAAAAAAAAAAAAAAAAAAAAACCAAACCUGUGUUGCAUAUACAGAUUGUGCAGUACCCUAUUUAAAAA